Solanum stenotomum is the source of this 1758-nucleotide messenger RNA. RefSeq lists its product as uncharacterized. Lineage: Eukaryota; Viridiplantae; Streptophyta; Magnoliopsida; Solanales; Solanaceae. The transcript has 4 exons. Bases 11 to 1573 code for a protein of 520 amino acids. The record is from RefSeq and is a predicted model, not a curated record.
UAGGUGAAAGAUGGCGUCUCUCGUACCAGAAGUACUGAUUAAGCUUCUACAGAGUAUGAACUCCAAUGUAAAAGUCCGUGGGGAGUAUAGAUCAGUACUUUUACAAGUAAUCAGCAUUGUCCCCGCAUUGAGUGGUUCAGAACUGUGGCCAAACCACGGGUUCUUUAUUAAAGUCUCCGAUUCUUCUCAUUCGACUUAUGUUACACUGUCAAAAGAAGACAAUGAGUUCAUUUUGAACAACAAAUUGCAACUUGGCCAGUUCUUCUAUGUUGACAAAAUGGAAGCUGGAACACCGGUUCCAGUCUUAGUUGGCGUGAGACCAAUUCCAGGGCGACAUCCAUUUGUUGGCAACCCGAAGGAUCUGAUGCAAAUGUUGGAACAAUCUGAGGUUCCUGAUCAGGAAAAUAGUACUAGUGGUCCAAAGUUGAAUGAAUUGCCUGAAGUGAAAAAGGAGAACGAGAAGAAGAAGAAAUUUAUUAUCAAAGAGGAAAAGGCGGUUGUUGCAUCCAGGUAUAUGCAAGGUGUGUCAAACCAGAACGUAAAGAUUGGUGGAAAUGAUCAAGGUACUGGUGCAAAAGGCGUUGAAAAUGAGAGUAACGGAGCAGAUCACAAGGUUGUACCUUUGAAAGGGAAACAACCAGAGGUUAAAAGUCAGACACAGCCUACAACUCCUUCUCGUAGUCGUUCUGAUGCAUUUUCUCCAAACUCAGAUGUCAAUGUGCUUAAUAGCAGGGAGCUUUCGACAACUCCAAGGUUUUCAACUCUAAAACGCACCAGCAGCAAACAAGAAAACAUUAAAGAGAACGGUCCAUUUUCCGAAACACUCAUACCUUGGUCCUCUCUACCAGCCAACCUCGCAAAGCCAGGGAAGGGGAUCCUUAGAAGGAAAAAGUUAGCUUCUUUAAUAGCAGCAGAAGCUCAAGAAGAAGCAUUGACAGCAACCAAUCUUCUUCAUUGCUUCAGCAUGUUUGCUGAACUAUGCUCAUCUGCAUCACCAGAGAGCCCUCAUCUCAAUUUGUCCAAAUUUUUCACACUCAACCAACUCAUGGAUCAACCGAAUAAUACUAACAAGACAAACGAACAAAUCCUAGAUAACUUUGCUUCAAAAUUAUCUUUACAAGACAAGGAGAAAUCAAGCAAGAAGACACGUUCCUUGAACGAUACUAAAAAUACCCCUAAGUCGUUGAUCGAAGUUUCUGUGUCUGAAAAGGUAGAAUGGGCAAAAGGAGACGGUUCCAAAGGCAUUAAGGAGUUAAGAGAUGUUCUGUUUAAUGAAAUGCAAUCCUGGUUUCUUAAAUUCAUGGACGAAGCACUGGAUGUUGGCUUCCAACUGAGUGAGCAAGAACACAAAAAGAAAACACGUGUUGUACAACAAACGGAUACAAACAACCAAAUUGCUCUCGCGUUGUCACAACUUAAACAUGCCAAUGACUGGUUGGACAAGCUACAGAGUAAAUCAACUUUGAAUAAAGAUGUUGCUGAGACAGUUGACAGAUUGAAGCAAAAACUCUACGCGUGUUUACUUCUUCAUAUCGAUUCAGCUGCUUCAGCUCUCGGAAAACCAUGUUCCUAAGAGUUUCUGAAGCUAUUUAAAGGUCAAUUAACAGUAACUAAUCAGCUCAUUUGAGUAUAAUGUAUACUUAAUUGUUUCAAUGUACCUGGCUACCUGCAUUGCUUGUUAUCUAGCCUUGAUUUAAUAUGAUUAAGAUUUCCAAUAUUAGGUGUAAAUGUCAGUAAUUAGCAACUAACACUAUGACA